Mandrillus leucophaeus (drill) is the source of this 4250-nucleotide messenger RNA. It is a transcript of the gene NEK10, whose product is annotated as NIMA-related kinase 10. The coding region runs from base 371 to 3892 and encodes 1173 amino acids. The transcript has 39 exons. NCBI's taxonomy places the organism in Eukaryota, Metazoa, Chordata, Mammalia, Primates, Cercopithecidae. Gene Ontology annotation, molecular function: protein serine/threonine kinase activity; ATP binding. Gene Ontology annotation, biological process: protein phosphorylation. The record is from RefSeq and is a predicted model, not a curated record.
GGCCUGGAGGAGGAUUUGAUUGGAAAACCAACGGCGCAGCUGGCCGCGGUGUACUCGAGGUUGAGGGGACCGCGAGUAGGCUGGGGGGUGGACAGGACGGGCUAAGACUGGACGGGACCCCGGUCUGCAGCAGCAGGUGACAGCAGCAGGAACAAUGAGAAGGAGAUUGGCCUGAAGGAGGGACCGUCCCUCCGGCGCGGGACAUAUUUGUGGAUGAAACAGACACAGUCCCUGCCAUAGGAGGCUUAUAAGCUAGUUCAAGGGAAUCAAUAAAUGGACAAGAGGAUUUCCAAUGUUGAUGAACUCCAGAAGGAAAGAAAACAGAGUGCUGUGGAAUGCGAUGUUAAUUCUGGGGCGUUGAUGUUUUACAAUGCCUGAUCAAGACAAAAAGGUGAAGACCACAGAAAAAUCAACUGAUAAAAAACAGCAAGAAAUCACCACCAGGGACUAUUCAGAUCUCAAAAGACUUCGGUGCCUUUUGAACGUCCAAUCAAGCAAACAACAGCUUCCAGCCAUUAACUUCAAUAGUGCCCAAAAUAGCAUGACGAAGUCUGAGCCCGCCAUCAGGGCGGGUGGACACAGAGCUCGGGGUCAGUGGCAUGAGUCCACAGAAGCUGUUGAACUUGAAAAUUUUAGUAUAAACUACAAGAAUGAGAGAAAUUUCAGCAAACAUCCUCAGCAUAAACUAUUUCAGGAGAUCUUUACCGCCUUGGUGAAAAAUAGACUCAUAUGCAGAGAGUGGGUUAAUCGAGCCCCAUCUAUUCAUUUUCUGAGAGUGUUAAUCUGUCUGAGGCUACUAAUGAGGGAUCCAUGUUAUCAGGAAAUCCUCCAUAGCUUGGGUGGGAUUGAAAACCUGGCUCAGUACAUGGAGAUUGUAGCCAGUGAGUACCUCGGCUAUGGAGAAGAGCAGCACACUGUGGACAAGCUGGUCAACAUGACAUAUAUCUUUCAAAAACUUGCUGCAGUCAAAGAUCAAAGAGAAUGGGUCACCACAAGUGGAGCCCACAAGACAUUAGUAAAUUUACUUGGUGCCCGAGAUACUAAUGUUCUAUUGGGUUCCCUUCUGGCUCUGGCUAGUUUAGCAGAAAGUCCAGAAUGUAGGGAGAAGAUAAGUGAACUCAACAUUGUAGAGAAUCUGUUGAUGAUUUUACAUGAAUACGACUUGCUUUCUAAAAGACUAACAGCGGAGCUGCUGCGCCUACUUUGUGCAGAGCCCCAGGUGAAAGAGCAGGUGAAGCUCUACGAGGGGAUACCUGUCCUCCUUAGUCUGCUCCACUCCGACCACCUGAAGCUGCUCUGGAGCGUUGUCUGGAUUCUGGUACAGGUUUGUGAGGACCCUGAGACCAGCGUGGAAAUUCGUAUUUGGGGAGGCAUCAAACAGCUUCUUCAUAUUUUACGAGGAGACAGAAAUUUUGUUUCUGAUCGCUCCUCCAUCGGAAGCCUGUCCAGUGCAAAUGCUGCAGGCCGAAUUCAGCAGCUUCAUUUAUCAGAAGACUUGAGCCCUAGGGAAAUACAAGAAAAUACUUUCUCUCUUCAAGCAGCCUGCUGUGCUGCCCUCACUGAGCUGGUGCUCAAUGACACCAAUGCCCACCAGGUGGUUCAGGAAAAUGGUGUAUAUACAAUAGCAAAAUUAAUUUUACCAAAUAAACAAAAGAAUGCAGCAAAAACUAAUCUCUUACAGUGUUAUGCUUUCAGAGCCUUGAGAUUUCUCUUCAGCAUGGAAAGAAACAGACCACUCUUUAAAAGACUUUUCCCCACAGACUUGUUUGAGAUCUUCAUUGACAUAGGACAUUAUGUACGUGAUAUCAGUGCUUAUGAAGAAUUGGUAUCCAAGUUGAAUUUAUUAGUGGAGGAUGAACUGAAGCAAAUUGCUGAAAAUAUUGAAAGCAUUAAUCAGAACAAAGCUCCUUCGAAAUAUAUAGGCAACUAUGCGAUUUUGGAUCAUCUUGGAAGUGGAGCUUUUGGCUGUGUUUACAAGGUUAGAAAGCGUGGUGGUCAAAAUCUUUUAGCGAUGAAAGAGGUCAAUUUACAUAACCCAGCAUUUGGAAAGGAUAAGAAAGAUCGAGACAGCAGCGUAAGGAAUAUUGUUUCUGAAUUAACAAUAAUUAAAGAGCAGCUUUAUCAUCCUAACGUUGUACGUUAUUACAAAACAUUUCUGGAAAAUGAUAGGUUGUACAUAGUUAUGGAGCUUAUAGAAGGAGCCCCGCUUGGAGAGCAUUUCAGUUCUUUGAAGGAAAAACAUCACCAUUUUACUGAAGAAAGACUAUGGAAAAUAUUUAUACAGCUGUGCUUAGCUCUUCGAUACUUACACAAGGAGAAGAGGAUUGUCCAUAGAGAUCUGACACCAAACAACAUUAUGUUGGGGGAUAAGGACAAAGUAACAGUUACUGACUUUGGCCUGGCAAAGCAAAAACAAGAAAACAGUAAACUCACGUCUGUUGUUGGAACAAUCCUGUAUUCUUGCCCCGAGGUACUGAAGAGUGAGCCGUACGGGGAGAAGGCUGAUGUCUGGGCAGCAGGCUGCAUCCUUUAUCAGAUGGCGACUUUGAAUCCCCCCUUCUACAGCACUAACAUGCUGUCCUUGGCUACAAAAAUAGUGGAGGCGGUAUAUGAACCAGUGCUAGAAGGUAUCUACUCUGAAAAAGUAACAGACACCAUCAGCAGGUGCCUCACUCCUGAUGCAGAAGCUCGUCCAGAUAUUGUACAAGUCAGUUCGAUGAUAUCAGAUGUCAUGAUGAAAUAUUUAGACAACUUAUCUACAUCCCAGUUGUCCUUGGAGAAGAAGCUAGAACGGGAACGAAGACGCACACAAAGGUAUUUUAUGGAAGCCAACCGGAACGCCGUCACGUGUCACCAUGAGCUGGCUCUUCUAUCUCACGAGACCUUUGAGAAGGCAAGCUUGAGUAGCAGCAGCAGUGGGGCAGCCAGCCUGAAAAGUGAACUUUCAGAAAGUGCAGACCUGCCCCCUGAAGGCUUCCAGGCCUCCUAUGGUAAAGACGAAGACAGGGCCUGUGACGAAAUCCUGUCAGAUGAUAACUUCAACCUGGAAAAUACUGAGAAAGAUAUAUAUUCAGAGCUAGAUGAUGAAUUGGACAUUUCGGAUAACUCCAGCAGCUCCAGUUCAAGCCCUCUGAAAGAAUCUACAUUCAACAUUUUAAAGAGAAGUUUUAGUGCUUCAGGAGGAGAAAGACAAUCCCAAACAAGGGACUUCACUGGAGGAACAGGAUCAAGACCAAGACCAGCUUUGCUGCCUCUUGACCUGCUUCUGAAAGUGCCACCCCUCAUGCUCAGGGUCCACAUUAAGGAACUAGAGGCCGAGUUAGUGACAGGGUGGCAGUCCCAUAGCCUUCCUGCUGUGAUUCUUCGAAAUCUCAAAGAUCAUGGGCCACAGAUGGGCACAUUCUUGUGGCAAGCAUCAGCAGGAAUUGCUGUGUCCCAGAGGAAAGUACGUCAGAUCAGUGAUCCUAUUCAGCAGAUAUUAAUUCAGCUGCACAAAAUAAUCUAUAUCACACAGCUCCCUCCAGCUUUGCACCACAAUUUGAAAAGAAGGGUUAUAGAGAGAUUCAAGAAAUCCCUCUUCAGCCAGCAGAGUAACCCUUGUCGUUUGAAAUCUGAAAUUAAAAAGUUAUCUCAGGGAUCUCCAGAACCAAUUGAGCCCAAUUUUUGCACUGUAGAUUACCAUUUAUUACAUCAUUCAUCCAGUGGAAACAGCCUGUCCCCAAAUGACCCGACAGGCUUACCAACCAGCUUUGAAUUGGAGGAAGGAAUAACAUAUGAACAGAUGCAGACUGUGAUUGAAGAAGUCCUUGAGGAAAGUGGCUAUUACAAUUUUACAUCUAACAGGUAUCAUUCCUAUCCAUGGGGGACCAAGAAUCACCCAACCAAAAGAUGAAAAUGCUGCAUUUUGAGUGGACUUGGUUUUCUCAGUGAAGUUCAAGUUCUGGACUUCAGCCACUAUUGCAAGAUGCCCAAGGAUUGGGUGUGGAAAAGCCCAAGAUGCCGUGGGGCCGCAGGACUUCUUCCUGGGGGUCCUGUGCUGGAGUAUAUGACAGCUGCAGUGCCUGAGGGCUUCAUUGCCAGAACGCAUUAUAUACAGGAUGGCAGAGCUGUCAGUGUGCUGCUGGGAGGAAAUGUUGCAAAAUUCAUCUUUGCAGGGGUAGGGGGAAAACCCAAAAACAACAACAAAAAAAACGCUCUUACAGAAUUUUCCUCAACAUUAAAAAAAAAAACUUGUCAUAUUUUUCAAAGGC